AUGACUGUGGUGGGACAUCUUCUUUGGCAUGGAAUGGACCCUUUAUACAUGAAUGCUCGAUGGACACAUCAUGGUGAGCCUUACGUUGAAUCAACAAAUGUCAUGGAAAUGGAUGUUGUUGAAGGAGGAGAUGUAGGUGAAAUGCAUAAUUUCCUUAAUGAGACAUUUGUGCAACCAAAUAUUGGUGAGAACAUAGGGUCAUCGAGGCAACCUGUUUUUGAUGGUCGAACACCCGAGGCAGAGCGAUUUUUUAAGUUACUUGAACAAGCUGAUAAGGAGUUGUAUCCAGGAUGCAAGAAGUAUAAAAAAUUGGAUGCCGUCGUAAAAUUGUACCAUAUCAAGUGUUUGGGAAAUGUGACUAACAAGGCUUUUGAUAUGUUUUUAGAGCUUUUUAAAGAUAUGUUGCCUGAGGGAAAUUGUUUGCCACGGUCUACUUCACAAGCUAAAAAGAUUAUUGAUGAUUUGGGCCUUACUUAUGAGAAGAUUGAUGCUUGCCCUAACGACUGCAUGUUGUUUUGGAAAGAGACAGCAAACUUAACCGUGUGCUCUACAUGUGGUGCGUCAAGAUAUAAAGUGAAAAAAGUAACAAGAGUUGGUGAUAGUUCAACUGGGGAUAAUUCUAUUAAGAAAGUAUCAGCUAAGAUUCUCCGUUAUUUUCCACUAACACCGAGGUUGAAAAGGUUGUAUAUGUCAAAACAUACUGCAGAAUAUAUGAGAUGGCAUGCGACCGAAUGCCCUAAAGAUGGAUUUAUGAGACACCCGUCAGAUUCUCCAGCUUGGAAGCAUUUAGAUUUGUUGUAUCCAAAUUUUGCAUUUGAAAUUCGAAAUGUAAGAUUGGGUUUGGCAAGCGACGGGUUCAAUCCUUUUGCACAUAUGAGUAGUGAUCAUAGCACUUGGCCCGUCGUAAUUUCUGUUUAUAAUCUGCCUCCAUGGAUGUGCAUGAAGCAACCCUUCUUGUUUCUUUCUUUACUUAUUCCAGGCCCUAAUGCACCUGGAAAUGAUAUUGAUUUGUACUUGAAACCUUUAAUGGAUGAGCUAAAGGAGUUGUGGGAAGUUGGUGCCAACACUUAUGAUGUGUUUUCCACUCAGUCAUUUAACAUGAAAGCUGCUGUGUUGUGGACAAUAAAUGACUUUCCUGCAUAUGCGAAUCUUUCGGGAUGGAGUACGAAAGGGAAGCUUGCAUGUCCUCAAUGUCAUCAUCAAACAGUAUCAAAACGCCUGCCUAAUUGUAAAAAGCAAUGUUAUUUGGGUAAUCGCAGAUUUUUUCCCAUAGAGCAUAGAUUUCGAAAUGAUGAAGCAUCUUUUGAUGGCAAAUGCGAGAGGGGUCAAGCACCAAAGAUGUUGAUCAGGGCCCAGUGUAUAGCACAAAUGUCUAAUCUGACAUUUACCUUUGGGAAAACAUCACCUUCAGAAUCUGAAACUGAUGAUAUUACACGGAAAAAGAAAAGAAAAAGAAAUACUUCAGCUACCUCCAAAGAACCAAGAAAUGGUACUAAUAAUCCAUGGAAAAAGAAAAGUAUUUUUUUUCUUUACCAUAUUGGGAGCAUCUUUUGA
Messenger RNA from Asparagus officinalis (garden asparagus), 1554 nucleotides. RefSeq lists its product as uncharacterized. The coding region runs from base 1 to 1554 and encodes 517 amino acids. The record is from RefSeq and is a predicted model, not a curated record. The transcript has a single exon. Lineage: Eukaryota; Viridiplantae; Streptophyta; Magnoliopsida; Asparagales; Asparagaceae.